GAAGUGGGUUCCUGACAAUGUUGCAAAGAACUUUAAUCUGGAUUUUCUUUUGCAAAAAUUUAUUUUAACACAUCGAAUCAAAGAUGGUGUGCGACAGCCUACUCUUCAUAUUUCUCACUGGCCUAAUGGCUCAUGACCUAUCGCUUGCCAAAGAGGCGUAUGGAAAUGCAGAUCCAUUCAACAUUCCUGAAAAGGAUAGAAGCGCCUUCAAGUUGGUUUUGAACUGGACAACACCAGAUGUCUCAGCAUUUGCAGGAGGUAGAAGACCUGGGUCUGCCACUGAAAACCAUCGUUGUCAUCAGAUAACGGCUGUGCCAAGACAUCUGACCUUUAUUACCAGGUACAACCACUAUCGAAAGUACACUCAUGCCUACGGUAUUCCAAUAGUGAGCACCAGCGCCGUGCCCGAUGCUGCUUUGAAGCGUGCUUGCUACGUUGUUCGCUUUCUUAUGGCUGACCGCAGGGUUUUGCGGAGAUAUUUGUACACAUACUACGGGCGUGUUGGUAUAAUGGGUGCGAGAGAAGGUGCAACAUCAAUUCCUGAACAUAGGCAUUUGGGCAGGUGGUGGGACACUCGAUCAAGAGGACUUGGUGGUACACUGCACAUUCCGAUCUCAACUGGCGCUGAAGAAAAUCUCCUUUGUUACACGAGUGAUCGCUACAGAGUCGAAGAUAUAUUUCUUCACGAGUUUUCCCAUGGAAUACAGGAAAUAUCAAUAAAAGGAGGUGGAAUACCUAGUUACAUGAGGAGAUUGCAUGCAGCAUACAACAGUGCAAAGAGAAGGGGGCUGUGGAGAGGCACAUAUGCAAUAAACACCGUUCAAGAGUACUUUGGAGAAGGAGUGCAAAGUUUUUUCGAUGUGAAUGCCUAUUCAGCCAGGCCAAAUGGAGUCCACAACCAUGUCAACACCAGGGCCAAAUUAAGGUCGUACGACCCAACUUUAUUUCGACUGCUAAAGGAAGUUUUCCCCUGCAUGAACAUCUAUCACAAGCGAUGUAAUAAAGGACAACCAGGGUCAUUUAGAAUGAACUGCGAUGGAGAUGGCACUCCCGUAACAAAAAGACCCGUUCGGCCUGUGACGAGACCCAAGCCAAAGACAAAACCAAAACCACGUCCGACAACAGAACCGAUAAUGCCUCCUAUACCAACCGAAGAACCAGCUUGUGAAGAUAAAAGUCAAUACUGCAAACGUGGAUGGCAGAAAUACUGCUUGAAUAAAAAGUACAGAAAGUCUAUGAAGAAGCUUUGCUUUAACACAUGCUGCUGCGAGCAGACAGACAGUAACAAGAAUUGCCCGGUUUGGGCAAAGGCGGGGUACUGUACAUCUAACUCCGGGUACAUGCAUAGAUUUUGCAAGAAGAGUUGUGCAUGUAUUUAAGUUGCAAGAAACCUUGAAGGAAGUUAUACUAUAACCAUAUCUAUUUUUAUUAUUUCUACAGUCAUUAAUCUUUUUUAUAUUAGAAAAUCUGGGUUUUGAAAACAUUAAUGCUUA
Messenger RNA from Rhopilema esculentum, 1493 nucleotides. RefSeq lists its product as uncharacterized. The record is from RefSeq and is a predicted model, not a curated record. NCBI's taxonomy places the organism in Eukaryota, Metazoa, Cnidaria, Scyphozoa, Rhizostomeae, Rhizostomatidae.